Messenger RNA from Terrapene triunguis (Three-toed box turtle), 2547 nucleotides. It is a transcript of the gene CCNL1, whose product is annotated as cyclin L1. Gene Ontology annotation, molecular function: cyclin-dependent protein serine/threonine kinase regulator activity. The record is from RefSeq and is a predicted model, not a curated record. NCBI's taxonomy places the organism in Eukaryota, Metazoa, Chordata, Testudines, Emydidae. Gene Ontology annotation, biological process: regulation of transcription by RNA polymerase II. Gene Ontology annotation, cellular component: nucleus. Bases 571 to 2109 code for a protein of 512 amino acids. The transcript is spliced from 11 exons.
CUCCUUCAAACUUUACCAGUAGGUGCAUAGCAUCAUUCCUACAGCAUCCCAACUCUGCCUAUGCCCCCCAAUGACUGAGCAGGUAUGCAGGGGUUGCUGCUUAUCCCACGUUACAAGGUACCGCGUUUAAUGUAUAAGCACCUUCCGCCUGAUGGCCCUAAAGCCCUUCACAAAGGGGUGUGUGAUUACAGCCAUUUUACAGAAUGAGGAGACUGAAGCACACCCCCGGGGCACUGGGUCUGUGGCAGAGCUGGGUACGGAACCCAGGAGUUCGGGCUCCCAGCGUUGUGCUCUAGUUAUGCGCCCCGCGUUCUCAUUCUUAACCCGCUUCUCCCGGGCCAGCAGCGAAACGUCCCCGUACCAUGGCCCCGCCCACCGCGGGCAUUAAGGCCCUACUACGUUCCUGAACGCGUCACCACGGCGCUGAGGCGGUACGCGCGGCGGAACUCUUUUUUCCCAGUGCGCAGCGCGCGGAGGCGCCGCGGUGUACUGCGUCACUAGAAGCCGGGCAGGCCGGGUUAUUCUCUGCGUGGCCGGCUCCGGGUGCGGUAGGUUCUGUGCUCAGCGAUCAUGGCCUCUGCUGCGACCCACACUUCUCCGGCUGCCGCUCCCGCCGCGCCUCCUCCGGCCCCAGCGGCCCCGGGCAUCCUCAUUGGGGACCGGCUGUACUCGGAGGUGUCGCUCACCAUCGACCAUUCGCUCAUCCCCGAGGAGCGGCUCUCGCCCACCCCCUCCAUGCAGGACGGCCUGGACCUGCAUAGCGAGACCGACCUGCGCAUCUUGGGCUGCGAGCUCAUCCAGGCGGCCGGGAUCCUCCUCCGCCUGCCGCAGGUGGCGAUGGCGACGGGGCAGGUGUUGUUCCACCGCUUCUUCUACUCCAAGUCCUUCGUCAAACACAACUUCGAGAUUGUUGCUAUGGCCUGCAUCAAUCUCGCUUCCAAAAUUGAAGAAGCACCUCGUCGUAUAAGAGAUGUGAUAAAUGUCUUUCAUCAUUUGCGCCAGUUAAGAGCAAAAAGGACUCCAAGCCCCUUGAUACUUGAUCAGAACUACAUAAACACCAAAAAUCAAGUAAUCAAAGCAGAAAGGAGGGUACUGAAGGAGUUGGGAUUUUGUGUUCAUGUCAAGCAUCCACAUAAGAUCAUUGUUAUGUAUUUACAAGUCUUAGAAUGUGAACGUAAUCAAACCCUCGUUCAGACAGCCUGGAAUUACAUGAAUGACAGUCUUCGAACUAAUGUGUUCGUUCGUUUUCAACCAGAGACAAUAGCAUGUGCUUGUAUUUAUCUUGCUGCUAGAGCUCUUCAGAUUCCACUGCCUACCCGUCCUCAUUGGUUUCUACUCUUUGGCACCACAGAAGAUGAGAUUCAGGAGAUAUGUAUAACAACUCUGAAGCUUUAUACUAGGAAAAAGCCUAAUUAUGAAUUGCUGGAUAAAGAAGUAGAAAAGAGAAAAAUGGCAUUACAGGAAGCUAAACUUAAAGCAAAAGGAUUAAACCCAGAUGGUACUCCAGCUCUCUCAACACUGGGUGGCUUUUCUCCUGCUUCCAAACCAUCUUCCCCAAGAGAAAUGAAAACUGAGGAGAAAACGCCAGUAUCUGUGAAUGCCAAAACUAUUAAAAAAGAACCAGAAGAAAGGCAACUAGCUUCAGAGAGUCCUUACAAUGGCAUGAGAAAAGAAAGCAAGAGAAGUAGAAGCAGCAGAAGUGCUAGUAGAUCAAGGUCAAGAACAAAGUCACGGUCUAGAUCUCAUACUCCUAGGAGACAUUACAAUAAUAGGAGGAGUCUAUCAGGAACAUACAGCUCAAGGUCAAGAAGCAGGUCCCGCAGUCACAGUGGCAGUCCUCACAGACAUCAUAAUCAUGGAUCUCCACACCUAAAAGCCAAGCACAGCAGGGAUGAGUUGAAGAGUGCAAAUAGACAUGGUCACAAAAGGAAAAAAUCUCGCUCGCGUUCUCAGAGUAAAUCCAGGGAUCACGCCGAGGCUGCCAAGAAACACAGGCAUGAACGGGGACAUCACAGGGACAGGCGUGAAAGAUCCCGCUCUUUUGAGAGAUCUCAUAAAGGCAAGCACCAUAGCAGCAGUCGUUCAGGACAUAGCAGACACAGGCGUUAGGUUUUGGGCCUGUACCUGAUUUUAGUUAAACCUAUAUAUAAUACAGUGUAUGGACUGUGAGAUUGGAGAAGAAACUGAUUAGGAAUUGAUUUAUUUAAAGUCCAACAUCUAAUUUUCUAAAACAUGUAGGACAUUUUUCUUUGGAAGAACUAUGUUAAAUUUUUGCACAUAAAAUACCUUAGCAGUAUCAAACAAUUGAAAAUAAUGAUCAGGUUAAAUUGUACGUAUUAGAGUUGUGUGUUGUUUAUCAAUAUCAGAACUGGAGAACAUAUUUCUGUUUAAAAAAAGUACCUUAUUUUUAUACAGGCCAAUUGCAGACGCUUAUAUUUAAGUAUAGUUAUUUGUCUAAACAAUGGUGGAUACUUUCUUACACUGGUUUUAGUCUGCAUGUGUAUAAAGAUUUUUACAAGAAAUAAAAUAUAGCGCUGUUUUUUACUG